CAAUUUCCUUUAUGUCUCCUUAUGAAUUUCAUAAAUAUUUCCUGGUCACCUUUCCAUCACACCAGGUCUCAACAAUUAUAAAAAACAUGUUUCUACCGAGUGCACAUGAUGUGAAACUUUGAACAGAUUAUCCGGACACUGGUGACUACACCUACCAACAGGACAUGUCCUCUUCUGACAAAUUGUCUGCAGAUGAUGUUCUCAAUACGUUGGAUAAAAGCAAUCGUCACAUACUGACUUGCAUUCUUGUAUGUGGAUUAGCAUGGUCACCUCUUGCAUUCACAGGACUUUGUCCAUCUUUUGUUGUCAAAGCAUCAGAAAAUUCAAGUUUUAUUGGAGUUGCUGAUGAAUUUGAUUUAACAGGAGAUGCCUCAUGGCUUGCAGAAAGUACAACUACAUUUUAUAUGGUUGGAAAUAUGAUUGGAGGAAUGUUCAUUCCACCAUUAGCUGAUCAUUACGGAAGGCUUCCUGUUUUUGUGGCAACGGUUUUGUUGAUGGCAGUUGGUGGAAUGAUUUCAGCAUUUUCAACAUCAAUUAUGAUGUUUUGUAUAAUGAGAAUGAUUCAUGGGAUAUUUUAUACAGCUGCUGGUCUUGCUGGAUGGGUAUUAGGAUACGAGAAUACUCCACUUCGUCUCCGAUUCUUCACUUCUGUAUAUUUUGGUGUAAUGUGGGUUGUUGGUGCCUGUUUCCUUGGGCUUCUUGCCUAUAUUCUGCCUGAUUGGAGAUAUCUCAUGUUCUGCAUUUCCGUUCCAAACAUUUUCGUGGCUCUUCUCAUUUAUAUGACCGUCCCAGAAAGUCUUCACUUUUUGGUAUCCAGUCAGCAAAAUGAGAAAAUCGAAGCGUGGCUGGAAAAGAUUCGAGGGCCUAAAGGAGAUAUUUCUGCAUCAGAUAUUGUUGAGGAUAGAGAUGAAAAUGGUUCAAGCUUCAAAACUUUGUGUCGGGAAAUGUGGAAACAUAAAAUGUUUAUAGUCUAUGUUCUUGUUAUGACAUACAUUUGGAUCGUAGAUACAUUUAUCUAUUUUGGAUUGGCAUUUUACUCUACGAAUUUGGCAGGAAACCUCUAUUUGAAUUUUGUGCUCAUGAGUUUGGUCGAAGCUCCAGCUUACAUUUUUUCUCCGAUUUUCAUGAACAAGUAUGGAAGAAAAGUUUUGAUUUCUGGAACACAUAUUAUUGCUGGUCUCUCAUUUUUGGGAAUCGUGUUGUCUUCUGAAGCAUGGCAUAUCCACUUUUGGCUUCUUGGAAAAUUCGCCAUUUCAUGCUCAUUCAUGAGCAUUUACAUGUUUGCAAGUGAGAUCUUCCCAACAGACGGUCGUAACAAGUGUAUUGGAUUCUGUGAGACACUUUCAAGAUUUGGAGGAAUGCUUUCACCAUAUUUAUCCCAUUUGACUGCUGUUCAUGCUCUUGCACCUGCUAUAACAUUAUCAUUAAUAGCUGUAUCUGGUGGUCUAUUAACACUUAUUCUUCCUGAAACACUAAAUACAAAACUUCCAUCGACGAUAGCUGAAACUGCAAGCCGGAGACAAUUGAUUGAUGAUAAAAGUGAUUCAAGUUCAAACUGAUCGAUAUUGGUGCUAUUCCCUAACGGGUCAAAUUUUAAUAUUUUGUUGUGAUAAAAUUUGGACAAAAUUGUGAUCUUACAAGAUUCUUUAUGAAACUUUAUGAAACAAAAACCAGCAUAAUUGAUUGUUGAAAUUAAAAGCGAAUAAAUAAUUUUUUACACAAAAAUC
Molecule: messenger RNA, 1727 nt
Organism: Caenorhabditis elegans
Lineage: Eukaryota; Metazoa; Nematoda; Chromadorea; Rhabditida; Rhabditidae
Product: Putative transporter B0252.3
Exons: 8
Coding region: 666-1559 (297 amino acids)
Biological process (GO): transmembrane transport
Cellular component (GO): membrane
Molecular function (GO): transmembrane transporter activity
Source: RefSeq, marked reviewed